Molecule: messenger RNA, 866 nt
Organism: Quercus lobata
Lineage: Eukaryota; Viridiplantae; Streptophyta; Magnoliopsida; Fagales; Fagaceae
Product: peptide methionine sulfoxide reductase B5-like
Exons: 3
Coding region: 82-729 (215 amino acids)
Biological process (GO): response to oxidative stress; protein repair
Molecular function (GO): peptide-methionine (R)-S-oxide reductase activity
Source: RefSeq, a predicted model, not a curated record
AUAAUAAUAACCUCGUAAUAACCUGAACUGUGGAACUGGUCUAAGUACAAACUCCAUUCACCGACUCUGGAUUUUUCUCAAAUGGGCUAUCAAAUCCUGAGAACACCACCUCUCUCUUCCUCCAAAACCUUAAUCUUUUCUAAGCUCGUUUCUCCACCAACCCUUGCUCCCACCUCUCUCUUCAAAACCCAUUUCAGACCCUUUGUUUCAAAACCCAUUGUUACUGUUCCCAAUUCUGCAACUGGGUUUGGUGGUGCAUCGUUUCAGUUUCAGCAGAGUAACCGUAGCUUUCGUGGUGGGGUUGUAGCCAUGGCUGCUGCACCUGGGUCGUUCCAGAAAUCGGAGGAGGAGUGGCAGGCCGUACUCUCGCCUGAGCAGUUUCGGAUUCUGAGGCAAAAGGGCACCGAAUAUCCAGGCACGGGAGAAUAUGACAAGUUCUUUGGGGAGGGAGUUUAUCAGUGUGCAGGAUGCGGAACUCCUCUCUAUAGGUCCACAACCAAAUUCAACUCUGGUUGUGGUUGGCCAGCUUUCUAUGAAGGUCUUCCUGGAGCCAUAAAUCGCAAUCCGGACCCAGAUGGCAUGAGGAUUGAAAUUACAUGUGCAGCUUGUGGAGGGCAUCUAGGCCAUGUAUUUAAAGGGGAAGGCUUCCCAACACCCACAGAUGAACGCCAUUGUGUCAAUAGCAUAUCACUCAAGUUUGCUCCAGCAAAUUCUUAUGCUUCCCAGUGAAGUCUAUUCUAAUGUUAUGUUCAUUCUGUUGUAAAUGAGUUUAACAAAAUAAAAGACUAAUGCUGCCACACUUGAGUUGAAUGCUAUCGUAACUCCUUAAUAUGCAUCUUACACUAUAUUUGUUGUUGUGUGGCUAA